Molecule: messenger RNA, 3838 nt
Organism: Notechis scutatus (mainland tiger snake)
Lineage: Eukaryota; Metazoa; Chordata; Lepidosauria; Squamata; Elapidae
Source: RefSeq, a predicted model, not a curated record
AUGUACCGGUCCACGAAAGGAGCCUCCAAGGCACGGCGGGAUCAAAUCAACGCGGAAAUCAGACAUCUCAAGGACCUGUUGCCGAUUGCCGAAGGAGAUAAACUCCGGCUCUCUUAUCUGCACAUCAUGUCGCUGGCUUGCAUCUAUACUCGGAAAUCCAUCUUCUUCUCCAAAGGUGCGACUUUGGAAAGCUUGGAGAGCUUGCUUUCUUCCCAGGACUUAGAUGAUUUCAUGCAGACCCUUCCCGGUUUCCUUUUGGCGUUCACGGGCGAAGGCAAACUCAUCUAUGUGUCGGAGAGCGUGGCCGAGCACUUGGGGCAUUCUAUGGUGGAUUUAGUGGCCCAAGGAGACAGCAUCUACGACAUUAUUGAUCCGGCAGAUCAUUUAGUGAUGAAGACUCAAUUGGCAUUGCCUUCUCCAUUAAAUACCGAACGUCUCUUCCGUUGUCACUUCAACACUUCCAAGACAAUCCGGCGUCAAAGUGCAGGAAACAAGCUGGUUCUGAUUCGCGGUCACUUCCACCAACCUCCUCCGGGUUCUUAUUGGUCCACCAAUCCUGUCUUCACGGCCUUCUGCACCCCUCUAGACCCUAAGCCCAGAAUGGGUCAAAAUUCGUUCUUCCUGUCUGCUUUUGAGAGUCGCCACACAAAAGACCUGGUCAUCGUGGAUAUCUCUGAAAGCGUGAUCUUCCAUCUGGGCUUUGAGAAAAGCGAACUCUUCUGCAAAUCGUGGUACGGUUUGAUCCACCCGGAAGAUCUCAGCCACGCUUCAGCCCAGCAUUACCGACUGUUGGGUGACCAAAGCAACGCACAAACCGAAAUGGUGAUCCGGCUCCAAGCGAAAGAUGGCAUAAGCUGGAUAUGGAUCUACUCACUGCUUCGCUUGGAGAACGUGGAGAUCCCCAUCGUUUCUCACAACUACGUCAUCAGCGAUUCCGAAGCCUGGUGCCUGAAGCAGCAACUCUCCGCUGAAGGAUCCCAAGGCCCAUACGCUCUUGAAAGCACCACCACCUUUCUGGAAAGCCUUCUGUCUCCCGGACAACUGUCCAGCCCUGAUCAAGUCUUCACACCGGGUGCCGGCACUCCCACCGCCACGCUCGCGGCCCCGACCUUCGAUUUCAGCACCGCCGGGGUCCCUGAAGGCCCGUCGGCGUUUGGCGAGCCUCCGGAAGGCCUGCCUGAAGAGAUGAUGGAACCUGGGAAUAUCUCCUCCAUCGAGGAUGCCCCGCCAGGUUCUUCUCUCAGCCUGCUCGUCAAAGAACCGGGCUUCGGGUACGUCGUCCUUCCGCAAGGAGGUUACGGACAGGCGUUUGCGAGCGAGAAUCCCCCCGGCGGCAAACCUGCGUCGAAAGAUUUGAUCUGCACCCCUCCUUAUACCCCACACCAGAGUUCAGCUUUCCUCUUCGGAGCUCCGGAGGUUUACGGAGGUGGCCCCAUGGCCUUGCCUCCGGGCACGGCGUCCAGCGCCAACUCUCCCGCUGGCCUGGCUGCCGUGACCGAGCUGUUCUACGCCCAAGAACCCUGCAAUGUUCUCUAUGAGAAACUUCCCCCGACUCCAGACAGCCCCGGUAACAGGGGCUGUGUCGUCAUGAGCUUGCCGGAGAUCCGAGGUCCCCUCUACGUGGAUGUGCCUAUGGUACCCGAGGGGAUCUUGACGCCGGAGGCCUCGCCCAUCAAGCAAACCUUCUUCCGCUACUCUGAGAAGGAGAAGAACGAGAUCGAACAGCUGGCACAGCAGAUCUGUAGCCUGGCCGAGACUUUCGGCUCCACCGCUUCCCGAGGACGUGCCGAGGACGGCCGGGGGGCUCUCCGAGAGGAGGACCCACCGGUGCCCGGCCCCGGACUGUUUCCUGUGCCGGAACCUCGGCCGGAUUUCCAGCGGCCCAAAACCUGGAGGAGUGUUGACUUCUCUCUCUUGACCUGCCUGGAGGAGGACCUCCUGGUGGACGAGAACGCUCUCGAGACCCUCCUGCAAGACCUGUCGUCCUUUCUGUUCGAGAAAGGUGGGGCAGGGAUGAGGUGCCCUCACCACCAGUUCUGCGGUGGCGACGUCAGUAGUCCAAUCGGCUUGGACACCGAAGAUAGUAGCCCCGGAGCUUUUGCUCUUUCGCCAAGGAUGGACUUGGCUCCAGAAGAGCCAUGUUUUUUGGAGGACCUGACCUCCUUCGAAACAGCCUUUGAGACACGUGCCUCAAACUCACCCUGUGAGGGGUUAGAUGAGUUGUAUCAACUCCAGAGCCAAAGGCCGGACGGCUUCCAGGAAGUGUCACCGCACAAUGGACUCUGUGACACAUGUGUGUUUCUAAUUAUACGCUUUCUCUCCCGCCAGUAUUUCGAGGACAGGCUCAUGGGGAACUGCUCUGCCGGAGCGACUGAGAAUCAGACAGCCUUGAACCCCCAACCGGGGUCCGCCUGCAAAGACGAAUUCAGCUUCAGUAACUGGCUGACCCUCCUUUCUCAGUUGCCUUUGCUGCUUUUCACCUUUCUCAACUCCAUCCUCUACCGCUGCAUUUCGGACAAAGUGCGCAUUUUGGGCAGUUUGGCAGGAAUUCUGUUCCUCUUUGUGCUGACCACCAUCUUGGUUAAGGUGAUGAUGUCACCGCAGAGUUUCUUCUCCAUCACCAUGGCAAGCGUCUGGUUCAUUAACUCCUUCUGUGCCGUUCUGCAAGGGAGUCUUUUCGGCCUGCUGGGGUCUUUCCCGCAAAGAUACAGCACCCUUUUUCUCAGCGGUCAAGGAAUGGCGGGAACGUUUGCGGCCAUCACCAUGUUGCUUUCCUUGGCCAGUGACUUGGACCCACUGUCUUCUGCCCUGAUCUAUUUCGUUACCCCCUGUGUUGGGACCUUCGUUUCUAUUGCCUGUUAUCUCUUGCUGCCCCAUCAGACCUUCACUCGUUACUAUCUGGAGAAAAGACCACCAGGAGAUUCGGGAUGUGAAUUGGAGACCAAGGCAGGCCUCCUUUCGCUAGAGAACGGCUCCGCUCUUGUGGCAGACAGUUCCAAAGGAGAAUCGCUCAACAUGAAGAAUGGGAACGCCGUGGUCCCGAAGAAGUUUGGCUCGGCUUGCCCGCCAGAAAUCAUGAAUGGAGGGAGUGGGGUGGGCAUGGUUGCCCCCGAUCCCUCCCUUUUCAGUGUGCUCAAGAAGAUUUGGCUGCUGGCCCUGUCCAUCGUGAUGGACUUCUCCAUUACCCUCUCGGUGUUUCCGGCCAUUACCACGAGAAUUGUCACCUCCUCUCAGGAUCCGUCUUGGCAGAAGUACUUCACUCCCGUUUGCUGCUUCCUUGUCUUCAACGUCAUGGACUGGUUGGGGCGGAGUUCCACUUCCUACUUCCUCUGGCCGCAGAAGCACAUUCGGCUCCUUCCCGCCGCAGUGGGACUCCGAGUCUUCCUCAUCCCCUUGUUUCUCUUCUGCAACAUCCAGAACCAGACCGGGUGGCUUGUGCUCUUCCGCCACGAUGCCUGGUUUGUCUUCCUGAUGGUGGUUUUUUCUCGCUCCAAUGGAUACUUCGUCUCCCUCACCAUGUGCCUGGCCCCCAAGCAGGUCCAGCCGGAAGAGAGUGAGCUGGCGGGGGCCAUCAUGACGUUUUUCCUGGCCUUGGGACUUUCCUGUGGGGCCGCCCUCUCCUUCCUCCUCAAAUUGCUCCUUUGAUGGCCUCCCUCCUACCCCUCCGACACCCGGCAACAGCAUAAAGAUUGCAAAGAUUUUGACUCAGCAUCUGUUGAAGGCUUCAAGGCCAACGAUUUUCCUCCAAGGCCCCCUCUAUUGUGGCAGCUAAAGAAACCUCCCUCUGUGAUGAGGACACACUGAAUUUAUUGGGCCAUAACCCUUUCUCCAAGGUCCC